Messenger RNA from Rhinolophus ferrumequinum (greater horseshoe bat), 2238 nucleotides. RefSeq names its product solute carrier family 17 member 5 (gene SLC17A5). The transcript has 11 exons. The record is from RefSeq and is a predicted model, not a curated record. The coding region runs from base 125 to 1630 and encodes 501 amino acids. NCBI's taxonomy places the organism in Eukaryota, Metazoa, Chordata, Mammalia, Chiroptera, Rhinolophidae. Gene Ontology annotation, molecular function: transmembrane transporter activity. Gene Ontology annotation, biological process: monoatomic anion transport; transmembrane transport.
GUGCCUGGCCGGGGGCGGUACUAGCGCCGCAGCUUUGCGGGGCCAUCGCUCCCUGGGGGCUUUGGCUGUCGGCCCUUGCGUUCGUUUGGGCCGUUGGAUCGCACACCGGCAUCGCGGAGGCGUAAUGAGGUCCCCGGUUCGGGGCAGGUCCCCGGUUCGGGGCCUGUCCCCGAUCGAUGGCGAAGAGGUCUCGGACAACACACCCCUCUUACAGGGCGCCCCGCAGGCGGAAGCCGCUCCAGUGUGCUGUUCUGCUCGUUAUAACUUAGCGGUGUUGGCCUUUUUUGGUUUCUUCGUUCUCUAUGCAUUACGUGUGAAUCUGAGUGUUGCAUUAGUGGAUAUGGUAGAUUCAAAUACAACUUUAGCAGAUAAUAGAACAUCCAAGGAGUGUGCAGAGCAUUCUGCUUCCAAAAAAGCUCUUCACAAACAAAUGGGCAAAAGGUACCAAUGGGAUGCAGAAACUCAAGGAUGGAUUCUCGGUUCUUUUUUUUAUGGCUACAUCAUCACCCAGAUUCCUGGAGGAUACGUUGCCAGCAAAGUCGGGGGUAAACUGCUGCUAGGUUUGGGGAUCCUUGGCACCUCCAUCUUCACCCUGUUUACUCCCAUUGCUGCAGAUUUCGGAGUGGGAGCUCUCAUUGUACUCAGAGCGCUGGAAGGACUAGGAGAGGGAGUUACAUUUCCAGCCAUGCAUGCCAUGUGGUCUUCAUGGGCACCCCCUCUUGAAAGAAGCAAGCUUCUUAGCAUUUCAUAUGCAGGAGCACAGCUUGGGACAGUAAUUUCUCUUCCUCUAUCUGGAAUAAUUUGCUUCUAUAUGAAUUGGACUUAUGUCUUCUACCUUUUUGGUAUAGUUGGAAUCAUUUGGUUUGCUUUAUGGAUCUGGUUAGUUAGUGAUUCACCAGAAACUCAUAAGUCAAUCUCCCAUAGUGAAAAGGAAUACAUUCUUUCAUCAUUAAAAAAUCAGCUUUCUUCACAGAAGACAGUGCCAUGGAUACCCAUGCUAAAAUCCCUGCCACUUUGGGCUAUUGUCGUUGCACACUUUUCUUACAACUGGAGUUUUUAUACUUUGUUGACUUUAUUGCCUACUUAUAUGAAGGAGAUCCUAAGGUUCAAUGUUCAAGAGGACGGGAUUUUAUCUGCAGUGCCUUAUUUCGGCUGCUGGUUAUGUAUGAUCCUAUCUGGUCAAGCCGCUGACCAUUUAAGGGCAAAAUGGAAUUUUUCAACUAUAUGUGUUCGAAGAAUUUUUAGCCUGAUAGGAAUGAUUGGACCUGCAGUGUUCCUCGUAGCCGCGGGAUUUAUAGGUUGUGAUUAUUCUUUGGCUGUUGCAUUCCUAACCAUAUCGACAACACUGGGAGGCUUUUGCACUUCUGGAUUUAGCAUCAAUCAUCUGGAUAUUGCUCCUUCGUAUGCUGGUAUCCUCCUGGGCAUCACAAAUACUUUUGGCACUAUUCCAGGAAUGGUUGGGCCUGUCAUUGCUAAAAGUCUGACCCCUGAGAACACUAUUAGAGAAUGGCAAACUGUUUUCUGUAUCGCUGCUGCUAUUAAUGUAUUUGGUGCCAUUUUCUUCGCACUGUUCGCCAAAGGUGAAGUGCAAAACUGGGCCCUCAGUGACCAUCAUGGACACAGAAACUGAAGGAACCAAUAAAUAAUCCUGUUUCUAUUAAUGUAUGUUUAUCAUGUAACCUAAAAGUGCCUUUGAUAUUUUAAUGUGUAAGCAUUCUGUAUACAAGAAAAAUUGUACUUGUAUCAAAUUUUGAAGGCUUAUAAUCAUGAAAUGUCACUAAUUGCCAGUUUAGUAAAAUUAGCUAUUUUCAAUUAUUAAUAACUGUAUGAUGGAACUUAAACCUUAGGAUUACCUACCUGGCUGCAAGUCAGGCAAUAUAAAGUAAGGGGAUUCUACUUAUUUUUCAGGGCUAUACUUAAUGGAAUGAGCUGAAAUGGCCCCUUCUAUAUCUUUGCUUAAUUAAACUAGAUAAUAAUUCUCAGGUCUUGGUAAACACAUUUUUAUCCACUUUCCUCAUAAGAAUUAUUUGUCAUCAGCAAUCCCUGACACUUAGGUUUCAAACUUUAGCACCUCCGUGGAGCUGCCAACCAUUCUAUAAUUUCACCUGGCAAGCGGGCCGAGGGACACAUGCCCAGGCAGCUGCCAAGUAUUCCCUUUCUGGCUUCCGGGAUGGUGCCCAGCAUUUACCAGAGGCAGCAUCCAAGACCAGGGUCAGCGCCAAGUCUGAACCGUGUUCU